Rhizophagus irregularis DAOM 181602=DAOM 197198 is the source of this 1089-nucleotide messenger RNA. RefSeq lists its product as uncharacterized. Gene Ontology annotation, cellular component: ERMES complex; endoplasmic reticulum. Lineage: Eukaryota; Fungi; Glomeromycota; Glomeromycetes; Glomerales; Glomeraceae. Gene Ontology annotation, molecular function: lipid binding. Gene Ontology annotation, biological process: mitochondrion organization; phospholipid transport. The record is from RefSeq and is a predicted model, not a curated record.
AUGUCUUGUGCACAAUCAAUUUCGCCAGAAGUGCAGAAGUAUUUAGAUCAAGUUGUUUCCAAACUUCCAGAAAGUAAUUGGUCUUUUAUGCAAGGGUUUUUUCUAGGCCAAUUAACGGUUGUGAUUUUGGUACUCGCUUUUAUCAAAUAUAUGUUAUUAGAAGAUGUUAAAAAAACCAAUCUCAAGCGUCCUCUUCCUAUCUCUACGCCUCUGAAUACGAAAACAGCUUCAUCUUCCCCAGCAUCAAUUAUUUUAUCUAAAACACUAUAUGAUCCAGCCUCACCUGAAUCGACAGCUUGGCUAAAUGUCUUAUUUGCACAGACUAUAUAUCAAUAUAGAAAUGAUGCUAAAACAGAUAAUCGUUUAGUGCACAUAGUUGAUAAAAUAUUGAAUAGUGGAGUUAGGCCUAAUUUCGUGGGACCCAUAGAGGUUACGCGACUUGAUAUUGGAGAGGAAUUUCCUAUAUUUAAAAAUGCACGAAUAAGACCAGCUGAUGCUCUUGGAAAAAUGAGAGUUGAAGUUGAUUGUGAUUAUAGCGAUCAUAUCACUCUUGGCAUCGAUACUCAAAUACUUCUAAACUGGCCUAAACCAAAAAUAGCCGUAUUACCAAUUUCAUUAGUUAUAUCCGUGAUCAAAUUUUCUGCUACGAUAACUUUGGAGAUAGUGACUUCUCCGGAAUCCUCAUAUAUUUUAGUCUCGGUGUUACCAGACUUUAUUCUCGAAUUUAAUGUCCAAUCUUUAAUAGGCUCACGAUCCAAACUUGAGGAUGUUCCUAAAAUUACUCAUAUCAUCAUAUCUAAAUUACGAAAUGCGUUCUGCGAGAAUUUUGUGUAUCCUAAUUUUAAAAAAAUUAAGAUGCCUGAUUUAUGGAGUCCAAAUAAAAAUCCCGAAAGCUCAGAUGAAAAUAAUUUACAACAAAAUUCUUAUGGAGAAGAAAUCAACGAUACAACUAAAACCCCAUCAACAUUGACUGAAGGGUUAAGACAACGCAAGAAUGUUAUUAAAGAUUAUCCGCUAGUACAAGAUGCAGUGUUUCUUGCACACGAUGUACAAAACACAACGCAGGCUCAGGUGUCUUCUUUUAAUUAA